This is a messenger RNA of Colletotrichum navitas, 1058 nucleotides long. RefSeq lists its product as uncharacterized. The transcript has a single exon. The coding region runs from base 191 to 721 and encodes 176 amino acids. NCBI's taxonomy places the organism in Eukaryota, Fungi, Ascomycota, Sordariomycetes, Glomerellales, Glomerellaceae. The record is from RefSeq and is a predicted model, not a curated record.
ACGGCGAGCUGUACUCGCUUGUGGUGUUUGAAGCCCGCCAAGACUUGGACGUUUGCCGCCGCUACUUACACGGCAAGUCUGGGGCCGCUCUGGGGCGGACGUCCAGAAGUUCGGUUGUCAGAUAAGCAUGUCGUGCGGCGUCCGAUCUCGAACAGGCGUUUGAGUGAUAUCACGACGAAUAUAGCACAAUAUGAGUGCAAUGCCGGUGCAAUUUGGACGUAAUAUGGCACUGCCCGGCCCCUCGCCCUUGGUCCAGGGUCUCGCCUGGUGCAAGGUGCGGAAUCCCGGCAAAGGAUUGUGCUUGUGGCUGAUGGCCGCCUCCGCUGCACGACUCGACAGUCGCCAUGGAAGGGGUUGCAAAAAUUCGCGUGUCUGUGUCAGGUCGCUCCGCUAUUUUCCCUACUCAGGGGAAAUGCCCACUCGUGGGAUCAUCGGCACUGCGGCAACUCGGGCGAGGAUAUGGCAGCCAAGGAAACUUGUAGAGUCUUUAGACGCAGAGUUGGGGGCAAAGUCGACACCGAGUCGAUGGCACGAUCAUCGCGUGUUGGGUACUUGGCAUGGUGCUCACGCUGUGUUCUCCUGCCACGUUUCCGUGUACGAUCACGUGUACCUGUGCGGCCUUACGAGGGACCGCCCUGGCUGCGUAUUUCAGUUCGAAGGGUACGACACGGGCCAGCGCUUCCAACGGGAGUUGCAUCAACCGAGCGCCAAGACAGUUUAAACAACUGAUCGUCCUCAUGGACUCUUGAUCGACGUCUAGCCUGAGCCUUCCCUCUGAUCGAAGCGCACGCUGCUGCGCAUUUCUCAAAAAGCCGCCGGAUGAUUUCCAAAAGAAAUACCACUGGGGCCCGAGGUUGGCCCAACUCGCGAUCUGCACGGGAAUUGGGCACAGCCGGUAUGGGGGCCAAGGAUUUGGCUGACAUCUGGUGUGUGACGCCUCUCACUUUCCCGAACACCAAGUGCAUCAUAUUUUUUCAUGGCCUAGUCGCCAGCACCGUAGAAGCGGCAAUCGCACACAAUGAGGCUGUAUAGCCUAGGACACAAAUGUCAUAUGCACG